This is a messenger RNA of Cladocopium goreaui, 2241 nucleotides long. NCBI's taxonomy places the organism in Eukaryota, Dinophyceae, Suessiales, Symbiodiniaceae. The record is from the annotation of a GenBank genome assembly.
AUGGAAGAGGUUUUCGCGCCGGAAGAAGAGCCUCCAGUCCUUCCCAGAACUCUGGAGCUGGAGCGCGACCAUUCCUUCGAGGUGGUCUUUCGGCAGAUGCAGGUGCUUCAUUUGCAGCUCAGACAGCUCCAUGAAGCCGCUCUCAGCCGGGCGAGGAAGAAGGUGAAGUCAUCACGUACCCAAUCUGUGGAGUCGGAGCCGAUGGAAAGCCGAUGGUUUGUGGAUGAGGAUGCCUCGGAGCCGGGGAGCUUCAACGAUUUGAACAGAAAGAGUUCCGGGGAAGCUUCCGAAGGAGUUGAUUCUGGAGCAUUGUCAAGGUCCCUAGCCAGUUCACGACAUCGCCGGCCCGGUCUUCCAGGCUCCCUUGACUGUGAACCCGUCCAGUCCGUCGAGGCUCCGAGGAUGUUAACGGCUUCAGUUUCUUCCAAUUUGAAGCCGACGACCACGAUGUCACGGUUGAUGAAGCGGGCCAGACGAGCCACCAAUAAGAUUCAGGAUAACGUCGAGGCGGAUGAGGACACCAAUGCCUUUCACCUCCGUGACGAGUGGAGCUUUUCCGAUGAGCAUCUGCAAGCCUUGAAGCGGAUGGAGAAACAGAUGGGUGCCACCAGGACACAGAGGUCCUCCCACACAAGGACCAUUUCAGCAGAGCCCUAUUUGCGGAAGAAAAGGGUUGCCGCGGUUCCACCGUGCUAUGUCAUGCAUCCAAAUGCUAGGAUGAGAAUGACUUGGGACAGCCUGGCCAUUGUGGCCAUCUGUUUGGAAAUCUCUGUGUCACCCCUAUUCCUCUAUCGGCUCACCCAGGUGGAGGAGAAAGUGGCGGACAUUAUCAGCUGGACAUUGACAUCAUUUUGGGCUUUGGACAUUGUGGCAUCAUUUUUCACUGCGAGCUAUGCCAAUGAUACCCUUUCCUUUUCACUUGCGGACAUCGCCAAGGGAUACCUCAAAUCAUGGUUCCUGUUUGAUAUCACCAUGCUGGUUCCUGACCUAGUGGGUGUGGUGCUUGAGUUAGGCGAUGGGCCCGUGGGCAUCUUUCGUCUCUUGAAAGUACGCCGCAUUCUCCGACUGCUUCGUUUCGUUCAGAUUCUGAAAGUCAUGAAAGUCAGUAGGUUUCUGGGCGGCUUUCGUGCGGCUCAAUCCCAAAUCCAGGUGGGCAUGUGUCCUUUGGCUGUGCCACUUCUCUGUGCAACGUUGGUUCUGAUGCUGGCUGCACAUGUGCUGGGAAGCAUAUGGUUUGCCGUGGGUGACACAGAAAAGGGUUGGGUCAGAGCCGAGAAUUUGCACACAGCAGUCCUGGGCAGGCAAGUUUCCAGGAGUUUGGAGUGGGCAUUGUCCAAAUUGCCAUCCUCAUCCUUGAGAAUCAGCGUGGAACUGGAGACUGCUGCCGAGCGCUGGCUGGGCAUCAUGGGCACCGGCAUCUCCAUUGUGUCCGGCUCGAUCUUCGUGAGUUUCGUCACCAACACCAUGGCCAAUGUGACUCGGAGCACCAUCCGCAACACACAGGUGCUGCGGUCGGCGCAAAAGUAUUGCCGCUUGCAUGGGAUCCCUUAUUCAUAUUCCAUCCAGAUCAAAAGGUACAUCGAACGCGAGCGACGCCGCUUUGAAUUUGGUAGUCACAUGCAACUGCUGCGGGAACUCCCGGAUGGGAUGGUACGUGAACUCUUUCAAGAGGCUCGCUCUCAGACGCUUCACUACCAUGCAUUUUUCAAAGAUGUGGGUCUGAACAACUAUUCCAUGGAAGUUGAUCUUUGCAGUGAGGCAGUAUCUGAGAUCUACCUUCUUGCAGGCGACGUCGCUUUUGAUGCCAAGAAAAAGGGCCAAGGUAUGUAUAUCAUGUCUGAUGGCUUGGGUAUCUACCAGAGCAGCUUGAUGCCAGCAUGUAUGCCCCGGAGAGAAACAGAUGCCAGUGUGAAACCAAUGAUUAAUCAUAUCCUCCCAGCUUUCUUGAAGAUUGACACAGUCACAUCCGCGGAACCUAUGCCUUCCCAGACCCUCGAGCUUGGCGAGCACAUUGCUGAGCCAGCCUUGUGGGUGAAAUCUUGGAGGCACCGGGGAAAGUUCCAAGCAUUGCUGGACUCCCGUCUGCUGCUGGUGUCAGCAGAGGAUCCCUUUUCAGUGCUGCAGGAGCACAGCGAAGAACUGGUGAGUGCCAUUGUGUACGCCCGCCUUUUUCUGCAUGAGUUGAAUAACCCCGAUAGAGAUUCGCAAGUGACAGACUUACCCAUAGUAUCCCGGUCAUGA